UUUAAUUGCAUUAUUAGGUUGAAACAUGAGUGAUUUUAAAUUCCUGGCUUAUCUUAAAUAUAUUCCUGGUAACAUUAUUAGUGCAGGACAGAGCAACUUUUCUUUCUGUCAUAUAUAAGGUUGCCAUGAGUCGGAGCCAAGUCUAUAGCAACUAACAACAACAGAUUAUCACUGCUAUCUAGGGAAAAAGUAAGCAACCAGCACACUGUAAGAAUGAUGCUUUAUUCAUCUUUUGGCCAUAGGUUUGCUUUAAGGAACAGCGCUCUCUUUAGAAUGGAAGAAAUCUACUUGUCUCCUAAUUGGUGGGGUUCAGGCCUAAGAUGGCUGACUAAAUAAACAUGGGGGACUGGAACUUCCUUGGAGGUAUUCUGGAGGAAGUUCACAUCCACUCCACCAUGAUUGGAAAGAUCUGGCUCACCAUCCUGUUCAUAUUUCGAAUGCUUGUUCUGGGUGUAGCAGCUGAAGACGUCUGGAAUGAUGAGCAGUCUGGCUUCAUCUGCAAUACAGAACAACCCGGCUGCAGAAAUGUAUGCUAUGACCAGGCCUUUCCUAUCUCCCUCAUUAGAUACUGGGUUCUACAGGUCAUAUUUGUGUCUUCACCAUCUCUGGUCUACAUGGGCCAUGCUUUGUACCGACUGAGAGUUCUGGAGAAAGAGAGGCAGGAGAUGAAAACUCAGUUGAGAAGAGAACUGGAAGAGGUUGAAUUUGAAGUAACUGGGCAUCGGAGGAGACUGGAGCAGGAGCUUUGUCAGUUGGAGCAAAGAAAACUAAAUAAAGCUCCGCUCAGAGGAAUGUUACUUUGCACUUACGUGAUACACAUUUUCACUCGCUCUGCGGUUGAAGUUGGGUUCAUGAUUGGACAGUAUUUUUUAUAUGGAUUUUACUUAGAGCCUCUAUUUAAAUGCCAUAGCCACCCAUGUCCAAACACGAUUGAUUGUUUUAUCUCAAGACCAACAGAAAAAACAAUAUUCCUAUUGUUUAUGCAGUCCAUAGCCACUGUUUCACUUUUCUUAAAUGUUCUAGAAAUUGCUCACCUAGGUUUUAAAAAGAUUAAAGGAGGGCUUUGGGGACAAUAUAAACUGAAGGAUGAACAUAAUGAAUUCUUUGCAAACAAAUCAAAACAAAAUCCUACCAAAUAUAAGAGCGUAUCUGCAAAUUCACUGAAGGGACUCCCUUCUGCACCUGAUUAUAACCUGUUAGUGGAAAAGAAAACACACAAAACAGUGUAUCCUAGUUUCAAUUCAUCUUCUGCAUUGCAGGUAGACCCUGACAGUUAUAGUGGAAAUGAUGAGAAAUGCAUUUUGGAUGAACAGGAAACUGUACUUUCUAGUAAGAUGCACACAAUUAGUACUACUGGUAGUCAUCUUCAACACAUCAACUCAAAUAAUGAUGGAACUCAUAAAAUAUCUGGAAAAGAUGUGGAUGACAACCAGGUAAAGGAAAGAAGAGAAAACUUUGGCACAGACAGUGAAAGGUGCCAUUACUCUAAAGGUGUUUCUGUAGAUUUGGAAAACCACGUGUCACAGUCACCCCAAAAAGUUUUCUCUCUGCCAGCUAACUGCAACUGGAAACCAAAGAGGCUUAGUGCUACAUGGAGACCCUUUACAGAGGAUCAAAACCAGAGACUACCUCCUAAAGGUAGCCUCCAGGGCCCGUUUGGAGAGGGCACCAUCAGAACCCUUUCUCCUUUACAGGGAGACUCCCGACCACUUGACAUUCCAGGCACUCCUGACUCUUGGGGAGAGUUGUCCUUUGAGACUAAGUUUGUCAGAACCUGCAAAAAUCCUAGUGCUUAUCCUUCAAAUCAUUUAGUGUCUCUGACAAACAACGUCAUCGGUAGGCGGGCACCCACAGACCUUCAGAUAUGAACAGCUUUUGGCUUUUAGACAUUGUGCAUAUUAUAUUACAGAAGUGGCCUAGUGGGGAUGGAGCAGGGAGAAUAUAGGGACAAAGACAGCUCUGAGGACCAGCUGUUAAGACAACUGUAAACUCAUUUAAAAAAGGGAAACAAAAAAACCACCUAAUGUGUUGCUAAGGAGUAGAUUCUGACUCAUGGUGACCCCGUGUGUUACAGACAAGAACUGUUCAAUAGAGUUUUCUUAGACAGAGCAGAACUGUUCAAUAGGAUUUUCUUAGCUGUAGUUGUAUGAAGGCGCCCUGGUGGUACAGUGGUUAAGAGCCCAGCUGCUAACCAAAAGGGUAGCAGUUUGAAUCCACCAGCUGCUCCUUGGAAACCCAAUGGGGCAGUUCUACUGUGUCCUUUAGGAUCACUACAUAAUCGACUUGAUAGCAACGGGUUUAAUUUUGGUUUUCAGUCUUAUGAAUGGAAAUCAUCAGGCCUCUUCUUCCACAGCACCGCUGCUGGGUGGGUUCGAAUUGCCAACUUUUAGGUUAGCAGUUGAGGGCAAACUAUGCCACCCAGGGACCUUCAAGAAGGGAAAAACAGCUCUAAUUCUGAGUUGUGAAAGGACAGUUUAAAUUCAAAAACCUAAAAUUACCAAAUCAGGCAUGGUUCUCAUCAGAAUGUGUGAAAACAGAUUUUAGGAAAAUCAGUGUUCCGA
Molecule: messenger RNA, 2561 nt
Organism: Loxodonta africana (African savanna elephant)
Lineage: Eukaryota; Metazoa; Chordata; Mammalia; Proboscidea; Elephantidae
Gene: GJA9
Product: gap junction protein alpha 9
Exons: 1
Coding region: 339-1868 (509 amino acids)
Biological process (GO): cell-cell signaling
Cellular component (GO): connexin complex
Molecular function (GO): gap junction channel activity
Source: RefSeq, a predicted model, not a curated record